This is a messenger RNA of Peronospora matthiolae, 321 nucleotides long. NCBI's taxonomy places the organism in Eukaryota, Oomycota, Peronosporomycetes, Peronosporales, Peronosporaceae. The record is from the annotation of a GenBank genome assembly.
AUGUGGAACCAAACAAUCGAUGGGUUCAUGAUCAAGAUGGGAUUCAAGAAGUGCGAAUCGGACCACUGCAUCUACAUCAAGCGAGACGACCAAGACAUGAUUCUCGUGGUGCUCUACGUCGAUGAUCUCAUCCUGGCCAGCAGCAACAACGAACUCCUCAAGUCAACCAAGAUGGCGCUGAGCAAACGCUUCGAAAUGACGGAUCUCGGUGAGCUCGAUUACUUUCUCGGCAUGGAGAUCAAGAACGACCGUAAGACGGGAAUGGUGACUGUACAACAAACCAAGUUUCUCAAGUCGGUUAACCAAGUUCGGAAUGGAUAA